UUACACAGCCAGCAUCCGUACCAAUAAUGUCUAAACCAUAUUUCUUCAAAACCCUCUUCUUGUUUUUCUAUUGCGUUCUCUUUAGAAAACCUAAAUAUUUCCCAGCAGGACUUCUCAGCAACAACCAUUUAAACCAGUUUCAAUGUCAAAAAUAUAGGACUGCUUCUCUUGCCCUCAGAUCAGACCUCUCGAGCAAAACUUUGAUGUUCAGUGUGGAGGGAGCUCUGCUAAAAUCAUCGUCCCUUUUCCCAUAUUUCAUGCUGGUGGCCUUUGAAGCUGGGAGUUUCUUAAGGGCUUUUGUUCUCUUGCUUUUAUACCCUUUCAUUUGUUUGGUUAGUGAAGAGACGGGCUUGAGGAUUAUGGUCAUGGUUUGUUUCUUUGGGAUAAAGAAAGAGAGCUUCAGAGUUGGAAGUUCCGUUUUGCCAAAGUUUUUCUUGGAAGAUGUUGGGUUGGAGAUCUUUGAUCAAGUGCUGAGAAGAGGUGUGAGAAAAGUAUCUGUGAGCGAGCUGCCACUAGUCAUGAUUGAGAGUUUCCUAAGGGAUUAUCUGGAGAUUGAUGUUGUUGUUGGGAGCGAGCUAAAGGUAUUCCGUGGCUAUUUUGUGGGACUCAUGGAGGAGAAGAAGAAGAAUAUCAUUGGUUUAGAGGAAAUCCUUAAAGAGAAUAAAGCUGUAGGUACAAACAUAAUCGGCAUUAAUGGACUCUACAAAGUUCAUGAUCAUCACCAACUAUUCUCCCAACAUUGCAAGGAGAUAUAUUUGGUUGACAAAGCUGACAAGAGAAGCUGGCAAAACCUACCAAGAGAAAAAUACCCCAGACCACUCAUCUUUCACGAUGGUAGAUUGGCUCUGCUACCAACCCCUCUGAAUGCUCUAGCUCUAUUCGUUUGGGUGCCAUUUGGGUUUGUCCUUUCCAUUUCCAGGCUUUUUAUUAGCUUAUCACUGCCCACCGACGUAUCCAAUCCUCUCAAUGCCUUUUUAGGAAUGCACCUCACAGCUCCAACGUCAAUGCCAAAAACUCCACAUUCUCUUUAUCCAAACACCAGCAAGGAAUUACAUAAAUCCAAAGGUGUCCUCUACGCUUGCAAUCACAAAACUCUCGUGGACCCCAUUUUCCUUUCUGUGAUCUUAAAAAACCGUUCUCUUAGGGGUGUCUCGUACAGCCUAAGCAGGGUUUCAGAGAUGUUAUCACCCAUCAAAACCGUCCGUUUAACAAGGAACCGUGAUCAAGAUGCCAGGACAAUUGAGAGUUUGUUGAACAAAGGAGACAUGGUUAUUUGCCCAGAAGGGACGACCUGUAGAGAAGCGUAUCUCUUGAGAUUCAGUCCCUUGUUUGCAGAAGUGGCAGAGGAAAUAGUCCCCGUGGCAAUUGACUCCCAUGUUACCAUGCUUUAUGGCACGACAGCCGGUGGGCUCAAGUGUCUGGACCCGUUUUUCUUCCUCAUGAACCCAGCACCAUCGUACACCCUUCAAUUCCUGGAGAAGGUGUCUGGUUCCUGCACUUCUCUAAAUGGGGAGAAAUCGAAGUUCGAUGUCGCAAACCAUGUGCAAGGUGAGAUCGCAAAGGCUCUAGGAUUUGAAUGCACGAAGCUUACACGAAAAGACAAGUACGUGAUAUUGGCCGGUAACGAGGGGAUUGUCUGUCAUAAAUAGUGGAUAGCCGAACACGUUUGGGUGAAGAAAUUGCCCAGUAAUAAUUGAUGCAAUGAGGUCCAUGCAUCUGUAAUCACUUCUGUUGCGUAGUGAUCAUUAAUUGUAUAUGAUUACAGCUAGCAUGCA
Molecule: messenger RNA, 1775 nt
Organism: Juglans regia (Persian walnut)
Lineage: Eukaryota; Viridiplantae; Streptophyta; Magnoliopsida; Fagales; Juglandaceae
Product: probable glycerol-3-phosphate acyltransferase 3
Exons: 2
Coding region: 27-1649 (540 amino acids)
Biological process (GO): cutin biosynthetic process
Cellular component (GO): membrane
Molecular function (GO): glycerol-3-phosphate 2-O-acyltransferase activity; phosphatase activity
Source: RefSeq, a predicted model, not a curated record